UCUUGGUUUAAUGUACCCCCGAAGAACAGCUGCUGAAGGGAGGCUGGACGAACCAUGACCAAAACGUCAGGGCGUGAAGGGAGACCGGCCAUGUACCUAGCUAGGUCGAUGAGUCGCUCACAACGUUUCCCGAAGCUCGCACUUGAAGGGAGGCCGGCCACAAUACCCCGUCCGAUGGUCAAAUCGACGCCCCAAAUCCAGUUCUCGUAGGGAGGCUGGUCACACCACAUCGGCAACCGGCUGGUUGAAGAACAGCCCGAAAUCCAGCACUCGAAGCGACGGCGGCCACGCAACCCCGGAGACAGGUUGGUUGAAGCCUCUGUUGUUCGGCGGGAGGGUGGCUACACGACGGCGGCAAUAGGUUGGUUGAAACAAAACCCAAACGUCAGGUUCAGGAGAGACCCCAGCCAGACGACGUCCGCUAUGGGCUGAUUGAAACGGUCUCCGACACAUAGCUUUUGAAGCUGGCCACUCCACUUGGGCGAUGGGCUGAUUGAAAUCGCCCCCCAAAGUCAGACUCUUCAAGUAUGUCGGCCACGCAAGUCCGGUGAGGUCUUGAUUGAACGUGCCCUUCAAAGUC
Molecule: messenger RNA, 580 nt
Organism: Ectocarpus sp. CCAP 1310/34
Lineage: Eukaryota; Phaeophyceae; Ectocarpales; Ectocarpaceae
Source: the annotation of a GenBank genome assembly